Tachysurus fulvidraco (yellow catfish) is the source of this 983-nucleotide messenger RNA. It is a transcript of the gene psmb12, whose product is annotated as proteasome 20S subunit beta 12. The record is from RefSeq and is a predicted model, not a curated record. Bases 115 to 762 code for a protein of 215 amino acids. Lineage: Eukaryota; Metazoa; Chordata; Actinopteri; Siluriformes; Bagridae. Gene Ontology annotation, cellular component: proteasome core complex. The transcript is spliced from 6 exons. Gene Ontology annotation, molecular function: threonine-type endopeptidase activity.
UCACCCGUGGCCAUAGAUGGCGCUGUAAACCUGCAUGUGACCGCAGGGCAACAGGCUGUUUGGUCUCAGGGUUUUCCGAAGCUAAUCAUCUAAACCUGCCAGAUCUGUGUAACAAUGGACCCACCAAAAUACACGAGUAAAGGUGUCAGCACGGGUACAACCAUAAUUGCAGUAAAGUACAAUGGAGGUGUUGUCAUUGGUUCUGACUCCAGGGCCUCCAUGGGUGGGUCAUAUGUGUCAUCCAAAGUCAUUAACAAGCUGAUACAGGUUCAUGAUCGGAUAUAUUGCUGCAUCGCUGGCUCAUUGGCAGAUGCACAGCAUGUCACAAGAGUGGCCAAAUUUCAAUUGUCUUUUCACAGUAUACAGAUGGGAUCUCCUCCUUUGGUGAAAGCUGCAGCUACUGUGUUGAAGGAGCUGUGCUACAGCAAUAGGGAAGAUCUACAGGCUGGUUUCAUCACAGCAGGUUGGGACCAGAAGAAAGGACCACAGGUCUACGUAGUAUCUAUGGGAGGUAUGCUGAUAAGUCAGCCCUUUACCAUCGGUGGUUCUGGUAGCACAUAUGUCUACGGCUACAUGGACGCUAAGUACAAACCAGAUAUGAGCAGAGAGGAGUGCGUUCAGUUUAUAACAAAUGCUUUGGCACUGGCUAUUGGCAGAGAUAACGUGAGUGGUGGCAUCGCUCAUUUGGUGGUGAUUACUGAAGGUGGAGUUGAACAUGUGGUUGUUCCUGGUGAUAAAUUACCCAAGUUCAGUGAUGAAUAAAUGAUAAUAAAAACACAUGAGUAACCACUAUGAAACUACUGUGAUAUUCUGAAAUGGUAGAGAGAGUACACUAAAGUAGUAUACUUAUUCAUGAAAAUUUGCAAAGACAAAAAAACUGUAGAGAUAGAGAACCUAUUCAGUGAAUAAGAAUAAAUUUGUCCUUCGUGGGUAUAUGUUCUAAAUGAGAUUUUCUAAUAAAAUUUCUUUUUCAAGAAAAUGAA